AAGAUCUAUACAUAUAGGACCAGGGGUGGACUGAGAACUCAUGGGGCCCCCAGGCAAUAGGGGAUCAUGCAGCCCCUGUAUCCUUGCCCAAACUCAAAAAAAAACUAUGAAAAAGGUACCAGGGGCAUCUCAUGGGGCCCCCUACUGACCCCGGGCCCUUGGGCAAUGCCCGAGUUUCCAAAUGGUCAGUCCGCCCCUGCAUUGUAGUAACUCAUAGCAAACUGGUUUCAACUGCUUGGUUGUUAGGAGUCACUGCACUCUGCAUAUUAUCAUGCUCUUUGCACCUUGAUCCCCCUGCAAAAUAUAAGCCCAGCCCCUGAAUUCCUUGUAGGUUUUUUUU
Staurois parvus is the source of this 340-nucleotide messenger RNA. NCBI's taxonomy places the organism in Eukaryota, Metazoa, Chordata, Amphibia, Anura, Ranidae. The record is from the annotation of a GenBank genome assembly.